Molecule: messenger RNA, 843 nt
Organism: Durusdinium trenchii
Lineage: Eukaryota; Dinophyceae; Suessiales; Symbiodiniaceae
Source: the annotation of a GenBank genome assembly
GGCGAGGGCGUCUGCUGCUUCAUCCUGGCCGGCUCUGGUAGCAUUGAUGCCUUUAGAGCAUCCAGAGUGUUGCCACACUUGCUUCAUUUGAGCACCUUGAGCAGCGGCCAUUUGGGACAGGCGGACUUGAGUGGCUUCAGGGCUUGUGUGCUGCUGUGUGACCUCAUGGAGUGGCCUGCGUCUGAAGAUGCAGCGACCGAUCUUUUCUCGGCCUGCAAAGAGCUGGCCUCCAAUGGCUCGGCUGUGGCGGUCAUAGCUGUUUUCCUGUCUCCCAUCCCGGGAGGCCCCGAUCGAGACCCAGUCUCCACACAAUUGCUUCACAGUGCUGUUCUUUCAGCAGGAGCUGAUUGUGUCUUGUUUUCCUGUCCCACACAUCCGGUGACAUUCCGACAUCUUCAGGCUGCGAUUCAAGGUACGGAGGCCUGGCACGAAAGGAUCGCCGAGGCCAUUGAGAGUGCCCAGGCCAAGCUGGCACGAGCACAGGAACAGCGCUGGCAAAGGCACUAUCAGAUUGCGCUGCGGAAGAUAGUGUGGAAAGCCCCUCAAACGGUGUUCCCACAUAUCCCGCAAGAAGAUGCUACCUUGGAAGAGAGGGAGGAUGGAGUUGGAGACUUCUCCUUUGUUCGCGUCAUUGGGUCUGGCGCCUUUGGCAGUGUGUUCCUGGGGCGCCACCCAAGAUUUGGCGAUGUGGCGAUCAAAGCCCUUAAAAAGGCAUCAAUUAAGAACGUCUUUGACCUGGCGAAGGUCGAGCGAGAGCUCAGCAUUCUGAUGGGUGUCUUAGACCAUCCCAACGUUCUUGAGAUCCUGUCGUGCCUGCACGGUGCGAUGCUCUUCUGCAGCUGA